Prorocentrum cordatum is the source of this 512-nucleotide messenger RNA. The record is from the annotation of a GenBank genome assembly. NCBI's taxonomy places the organism in Eukaryota, Dinophyceae, Prorocentrales, Prorocentraceae.
AAGCCAUUUUGGCCAUCAGCACGGGCCCGCCUUCCCGCGGCCGACCGCUGCCAAGGGCGGCCGCCGCUCGGGGCCAUGCCCAAGAAGGCGCGGCCCUCGCCGCUGGCGGAGAGCAUCUUCCGGGAGAAGCUCGCGGAGCUGCAGUCGUCCAACGAGGCCACCGAUGUCUCCGCGUUGCCGGUGCACAACACUUUCAUCCAGUUCGGCUCGCCGGCGGCUACCGAGGGCGCGAAGCAGCGCCUCUCGACGGCGCCGGCAUGGAUUGGCACCACCUCCUUCCAGUCCACAGUGAACAAGAUGAUGCAGGAGGCCGCCACCCAGUCCCCGCCGACCUCGGAGGCGCCGGCCCAGCCGUCGCUGCCUGGCACCGCGGACUCGGAGGAGUCGCUGGGCUCGGCGAUGUGGGCUGCGGGGUGGUACGGCUCCCCCAAGAAGGUGCCAGUGCCGCUGCGCUCCGAGAGCGGUACCCUAGGAGGCGGCGCGCCGUCGAAGGGCACGUGUGAGCCCGAGGA